AAUUCUGACUCGUUCUGAUGCAUUGUAUCUCGUGACUAUUCUUCUCCUAUGAAGCAGCCUCCUGGCAUAUAUUCUGCAAUAUUAACUGGCACAAGUCUCGCUUCAGUCUGGUGUCAGCGUCGGCAAUCAACUCCUCAUUAUCGCGAUUCGCGGGCGGAGCCCCGCGACUCCGACUGCCUACUAGUAACCGACCCACCAUCGAUGAUGGAUGGAGCCCAGGCCACAUUCCGUCCCGGGCCUGGGGAGUCCGGUGCCAGUCCUUGAGUUCAACUGUCUUCGUCCCAUCUUUGGGACACCGCUGCUGGGCUUUUUCCUGGGGAUAAUCAUGGCACCCAUGAUUCUAUCUCGCCGUUCGUGGGCUAGCGGCAGGCCAAUGCCGGGAACGGCACAGCGGGCCUUUAUCGAGACACUGCCAGGCUAUGGCAGAGUUGUAUAGCGGAAUGGCCAUUUUGAGCUGGAAGGAAUAGAUUCAAGGUACUCGAGAGUCACAAUUCGUAAGCCACAUUCACUCCAUAUCAUUAUCUAGCCUCUCAUUCACCAGUCAAACUCAUAAGUGUCCGGUAGACAUAGACACGAUCUGCUCACCGCAAUUGUCAUUUGUGGGAUGUGCUGGACAUAGUUGGCCUUUUACGCUUUUACGCGGGCGCUCGGAAGUCAACACCUCGCUAGACAAUCCCUGAAGCCUGUCAUUUGCCAGGAAGGUGGACUAGUGCACUGUUGAGCUGGUUGGGGGUGCGGAGCAGUUUGGAUCCGGAUACGGUCAGCAACGUGACCCGCCGUAUAAGUACCGCUCCCUCCUCGCUUUCCCUCGACCCUUCCUCCUUCUACCACCCAUCAAUACCUUCAGUUCGUUAGCAAUCGUCUUCCCGUCGUUCAAUUCAACUUCUGAUCACACUCUCUGAGGCGUGGUCUAAUAAAAACCGUCAAAAUUUUCGCCACACUUCUUAACUCGUAAGUUCCCCACCAUUCUCCGCGGUCUCCCGACGAUGGCUGCCCCUAUCCCAAUGCUCCAAGAACAGCAAUUGGACCUUCCUCCAAGCAAUCCCACUUUCCAGGGUCUUCUUAUGGCUAAUCUGUCUCCUUUCCUUUAGGCGGCACCACCCGUUCAACGGCC
This is a messenger RNA of Aspergillus welwitschiae, 1114 nucleotides long. RefSeq lists its product as uncharacterized. Bases 209 to 436 code for a protein of 75 amino acids. The record is from RefSeq and is a predicted model, not a curated record. The transcript has a single exon. NCBI's taxonomy places the organism in Eukaryota, Fungi, Ascomycota, Eurotiomycetes, Eurotiales, Aspergillaceae.